CAUCCACUCUCCUAUCCAUUAUGAUAAACCCCCUGGAAUACAUUAACAGAUUUUAAUAUCCUUGUCUGCCACAAAAACCCCCUCAAUUCCCCCACCUCAUUGUAGGCAAAAUGGCCUCUGUUUGUGCUUCUUCUGCCAUUGCAGCCGUUGCCAUCUCAUCCCCCAGUUCCCAGAGGAGUGGAUCAGUAGUGAGGACAACAAAGGCUUCUUUCCUUACAGGGAAGAAACUUCGAUCAGUCAAAAAGUACACAAAACCAGCAGCAGCCCGAACAGUUCCGGUGUGUGCAGUGGCUGACCCCGACCGACCUCUUUGGUUCCCAGGCAGUACUCCUCCUCCAUGGCUCGAUGGCAGCCUCCCUGGAGACUUCGGUUUUGAUCCUCUAGGCCUUGGAUCAGACCCUGAGACCUUGAGAUGGAACGUACAGGCAGAGCUCGUCCAUUGCAGAUGGGCAAUGUUAGGAGCCGCUGGGAUUUUCAUCCCAGAGUUCCUAACCAAAAUUGGCAUUUUAAACACUCCAUCAUGGUACUCUGCUGGAACCGAGGAAUACUUCACUGACACCACCACCCUCUUCAUCGUUGAGCUUAUUUUCAUCGGGUGGGCAGAAGGGAGAAGAUGGGCUGACAUUCUCAAGCCUGGGUGCGUAAACACCGACCCCAUCUUCCCUAACAACAAGCUCACGGGCACCGAUGUUGGGUACCCUGGUGGGCUGUGGUUCGACCCUCUUGGUUGGGGAACUGGCUCCCCUGAGAAGAUCAAGGAAUUGAGGACUAAAGAGAUCAAGAAUGGUCGAUUGGCUAUGUUGGCGGUAAUGGGUGCUUGGUUCCAACACAUCUAUACUGGCACUGGACCCAUUGACAACCUUUUCGACCACCUCGCCGAUCCUGGUCACGCCACCAUUUUUGCUGCUUUCACUCCCAAGUGAGACAGAAUUAAGAGACAACCUUUAAGAGCGAUUAAAAUGUUGGGAUGACAAUGAUGAUCAUACCAUUCCAUACGUUGGAAGAAGAGCGGAAGACUUGUAAUGUUGUGGGGGAAUGUUUGUAUUAGUAGAAACUGUAAUGCCUCUGUUUGUAUUGUAGAUGUUAUAGUGAUGUACAAAUAUUUGUGUGGAAUUAGAUGCAAUGAAUUUUAUUUAUUCAGGUUAAUCAACAUUUAUGAA
Gossypium raimondii (Peruvian cotton) is the source of this 1160-nucleotide messenger RNA. RefSeq names its product chlorophyll a-b binding protein 7, chloroplastic. The coding region runs from base 111 to 923 and encodes 270 amino acids. The transcript has 4 exons. Gene Ontology annotation, cellular component: membrane. The record is from RefSeq and is a predicted model, not a curated record. Lineage: Eukaryota; Viridiplantae; Streptophyta; Magnoliopsida; Malvales; Malvaceae. Gene Ontology annotation, biological process: response to light stimulus; photosynthesis, light harvesting in photosystem I.